GUGCUGGAGGGCGUGAUGGAGAGGCUGUUUCUGUGGAGUCUCAGGAGACAGUUCACCGAGGACAUGAAGCUGGAGCAGCUCAGGAUGUACCAGAUGCUCCUGUCCCAGGCCAGACAGCCGCUCCUGCACCACAAACCGGUUCUCCGGCCGCUCAUGAUGCUGCUGGCCUCCUGUGCCGGAGCCGGGGGCGGGGCCGGUCCCUGGCUCAGACAGGGUUCGGUUGGCCAGCAGGCCAGAGACGCUCUGCUGCUCAUCAUGUCUCUGUCGGCCUCGGACCCCCGCGUCGCCCAGCACAUCGCCCAGAACACGUACUUCUGUCCUGUGAUGCUGGCUACAGGUCUGUCUGGUCUACUCUUCUUUCCAGCCAGGCUGCAGGUCUACAGUGAGGACUGGCACUGUCUGGACCACGGCGACUGGCAGCAGGUCCCGGCCCUCGUCCACUUCCUGCACUCUCUGGACUUCUGCAGCGCCGUCACAAAGGUCGCUCAUCCCUCCAUCCGCUCUCAGUUGCUAGGUUACAUCUACAACGGCUUCCUGGUGCCCGUGCUGGCUCCCGCUCUGCACAAGCUGACGGUGGAGGAGGUGAUGACCACCACGGCGUACCUGGACCUGUUCCUGCGCUCCAUCUCUGAGCCCGCCCUCCUGCAGAGCUUCCUGUCCUUCGUCCUGCUGCACACGCACGACAACGUGCACGUCCUGGACACGCUGGUCAGCAGAGUCAACACACCUUUCCAGCUGGGGACGGUGUCGCUGGCUCUGUUCAGGACUCUGAUCGGUUUCUUCUGUGAAGACGUCAUGCUGCAGCUGGUGUUCAGGUAUCUGAUUCCCUGCAGCCACCUGAGCAGGAAGCAGCGCUCCUCCUUAAAGCAGACGGACUGUUACUCCACCAGCGCCGCCUCCUUCCUGCUCCUCCUGCCCUCCUGGUGCCCUGGGAGCCUCCUGAACGCAGACCUCCACUCGGAGCACAUCCACUGGCCCAAAGGAGCAGAUCUCUCCGUCUCGGAGAGGGUCGGGUACUGCCGGGGUUCAGACUUCUCCAUGGAUGUGAACUACCUCCACUACCUCUGGGACGCCCAGCAGGCCAUCGCCAUUGCCCACAGGGCGUGCCGGCUCUGGUCGUCUCCGUACGACGGGUUCGACCCUCCAUCGGACGCACCCAGGGACAGCGUGGAAGACGAGGACGAGAUCGCACGGCGAGUCGAGAGCGACUCCAUCUGCUCCCUGGUCGUCACUCCCCCCCCCUCGGCGCUCUCCCCGACACCCUCGUCCUCCGACACCGUUGCCACCGGCGAUCAGCCGGGACGCGCCGGCUCCGCCCUGGAGCUGGAAUGGGACGACAUUUUUGCAGAUGACGAUCCGUCUUCAUCAGCGUUUAAAAACACGACAGCAGCAAACGACAGAUGCGCCGCGACGCCGCUACCCCCCCGACACAUCCAGGAAAUGCAGCGCACCGCGACCAAGCUGGUGCACGGCUCCUACGUGGAGGAAUCCGAGUUUGAGGACGACGUUCUGGUCUACGAUCUAGUCGCCCAGAGAGAGACAAAGGCGGCCAUUUUGGAGCGAAUCGUGGCGGCGAAUAGACGGGCACGAGGAAGCGUCUCAAACAGCCGACGGACGUCGACGACAGCGACGACGACGACGACUUUAACGUCGAUGCUAACGACAACCGGGAGGACGGUGAUGGAAACGGUGAACAGCAUAAUGUCGACGAGGAGGAUGAGCGAGGACGGAGGGAAAGAGGAAAGGAGGAGUGAGGAUUUAGUGAAGGAGGUGAGGAGUAGUGAGGACGUCGGGAGAAGGACGGAGGGAGAGGAGAUCGAGAGGAUUGACGCAAAGGGAGAUCGUCAGUUUUUCACCAACGGUUUCAACGCUAAGAACGACAUCAUCGACGAACGUGAUGAUUCUCAUGAAGACGCCGAUGCGUUUAACCAAAACUGCAACCUCCGUCACUUCCCAAAUACUGUAAAUCACACACUGCACGAACACAACACACACCCAGCGCCAUGUUUAGGGACUUUACCCAACGGCCACUCUGAAUCGGAGCCAUCUUUGAGUCGCCCUUCGGUGGCUGACGUAAAGUCUCAAAAUCUGCCCGGCAACAACGUCGCCGAUAACGACGACUUCCUGUCCCGAUACCACGAGCUCAUGCUCUCGUUAGGGGUGGAGCCAGACUGUGAUGACACCACAAGUGACAUCAGGACUUUUAGGAGGCGGGUCCGAGCGCUGAGGCAAAGACUGGAAGAGGAGGAGGAGUUUGCUUUAAGCUCCUCUUGGGAAGACGGAGAGGAGGAAGAAGAAGAGGAGGAGAUGGACGAGGUAGAAGAGGAGGAGGAAGAGGAAGAAGAGGAGAGGUCGAGCAGCAGUAAGAAAGGCAGCAGGAGGCACGCAGUUCCUUUUACAGGUCCGUUCAUCAGCGUCCUGCUGUCCCGGCUCGAGAACCUCCUGGAAAACUCCAUCGCUGUGAACCUGCUGGUGACGGGCAUCCUGGCCCAGCUGGUGUCGUACCCGCAACCCCUUCUGAGAUCCUUCCUGCUCAGCACAGACACACACAACCAGCCCAACGUACGCACACUGUACCAGGUGUUGGUGUCGGUGCAUGCUCAGAUCGAGCGCUACGUGGCGGCCAGACCAGACUAUCCUGGUUUGGUCACCCAGGCCUGGAGGUUCUUGUUGGCUAAAGACCAGGACAGCAAGUUCAGAGAGGGCCUCCAGUCUCAGGGCCGCGACCUCAUCCUGGACCCGUCUCUUUCUAACGGCUCCGUGAGCAACGCUCUGGCUUUGCCUCCUCUCGCCGUGCUGCCGCCGUGCCCUCACAUCCCCCCCCAGGCCAAGAGCCGCGUGUUCGCCAUCAUCCUGUUCGCCGAGUUCCUGAAGGAGCUGGCCGCCAUCGCCCAGGAGCACAGCGUCGCACCCGACCGCUCUUCAGAGGAUCAAUGGGAGUGAAACUGUCUGUCCAGCUGUAGAUAUCUGCCUGACAAAUCACCAUUACUGAGCCCGUGAGCAAAUACUGAUGAAGACGUAGCGAAGGAGCCUCCAGCAGGAGAUGGAGGGCUUGUAAUGAAAACAUAAGCACAAAACAUGCAACACAAAUGUGUGAGAAACACAUGCGGACCAGUGCAGUGCCGUUUACUACUGAUUACUUCCUUGGGUCCUGAGCAAUAAACCUGCCAUGACAUAAUUAUAUUUGUGCAUAUCUUGAAUAUGUAGAGUAUCUGCAACCUUUGCUAACAGCUAGCCAUUUGAGGCUGUUUCCACAAACAAAAGUGGUAAAAAAACUAAUUACCCCUUGCAAGAUUAAUUAAGUAGUUCUUCUCCUUUAUUCCAAAAGUUAGAUCGCUGAUUAGAUUGCGAAUCAUUAGUUUUUUUCCCGAUAAUGGUGCAAAAACGAUACUUCUAAAGCUGUGGCUAAACUGACGACAGUUGUCGACAUUAAGUCACAUUUCAAUACUUUAUUUAAACUGCGAUAACAAUAAGUUGCUUCCAGUCAAUUGCUGUUAAAUGAAGAAGAACAACCAGAUCGCAGAAGGGUAGUUUACAUUAUCUUUGAACGCACCAGGAGCUUACAAGUUGCAAUUGAACGCAACAUUUAGUCCCGUCUGUGGUGUUUCUCCGACAACUCUACGGCUGUAGCCAUGGUGCAGCGAGGCUUCUCUGUGUCUUUAGCUGCAGACUGUUGUUGUCCCGAUGUAGGAUCCCUUCCAGUGAAAUACAGCCACAUGUUAAACAGUUUAGUAGUCUGGAUUUUAACUGUUUUAUCAAGCUACUAGCUAACGGUAGGCUAACAUUAUCUGCUGCCAUGUGCGUCUGUUGCUUGUAACGUCUGUGUCCGAGCACCAGAGGGCAGCGCAGGCACUUACGAGGCACUGAAAUGAGGCACCGAAAUAAAAACUCGUCUAGGAACCGGUGUCAUAUUGACACAGGUUUUAGUACCCAACUGUCAGUAAUGUUUGAAAACUUUGAGUUGAAUGUACUGCGACGGAGUGAGAGGGUGCCGUACCCCCUCUCUGGUCUCUGGUCCCCUCUCAAUACACUACACAGUGUAUUCAUAAUGCACUAAAUGCACUAAAUGAAUAUGUCCUGUGGAUCUCAAGAUCUCGACACUGCUCUUCCUCAGGUCCUCGGCUUGGGUUCCUCAGGUUUAAAGACGAUCAGUUGUCGAGAAAAUUAAAGGACAGACGGAGAUUCCUUCCAUUUAAUUUAGACAUUACAGUGAAAAUAUUUGUAUAUACAGUAUGUUAAUUUUCCUAGCAGCACUUUUUGUAUAUUUGGAUGUUUUCCCUUUGAGUGUGAAUGAUAUUUAUAUGUUAAUGAAAAUGAUUUAAAAGAUUUUGAAGAUGAAUCCAGUUUUCUAUAUAUAUAUAUAUAUAUAUGUGGGGCGAUCAGUGCAAAACGUUUUCUACACUGUUUUCUCAAGUGACCAAGUGACAUUUUAAUUUCUAAAUGUGGAAAUAAAUGUUGGAUUUUUGACAGUAGAUAGGUGGAAGGAGACUAGAACCUGCUCAUCUUUAUCCUUCUUUCAAUUCAUUUAUGUUUUACAAGUUACUCCCUUCUUGUGUUCUCUUCUCUCUCUUCGUUCACUGAAGUGUUUCCUCCACUUGCCUCCUUUACUCAUGUCUUAGUCCGUCCUAACGAGGCAGCCGGGGAGAGUUGCGAGGAAAGGAGAUGAAAUGAAGGAAUGUGUUUUGGAGAGAUGAGACGUCCUUUCCUAUGAAGCAUCAUGUAUAUUUGUCAGCUGUUUGGGCGGAGUUAGCACCGCCUUAUAGCUGCACGUCUUCCCAGAAGGCUGCACUCUGGUAUCCUUGCCCAACGGCUGCUUCCCAAGUCUCUUAUUUUAAUCUCCUCGCUCCCCUGAAGUCGUUCUUUCCUUCCUUGUGAAGGCCGUCUCAAAGGUCUUACCCCUGCCCCGAGGAGGAAGGAUGGAGGAGGGAUCUCCGAGGAGCUAUGAGCAAGGAAACACAAGAGCAGCCUUCCUGGAAGACGGAAAAGACAUCUCAAAACCCAUUUCAUUGUUUCUUCUCUCCUCACAAGGGAGGGGAAGGAAG
Etheostoma spectabile (orangethroat darter) is the source of this 5042-nucleotide messenger RNA. RefSeq names its product protein FAM160A1-like. Lineage: Eukaryota; Metazoa; Chordata; Actinopteri; Perciformes; Percidae. The record is from RefSeq and is a predicted model, not a curated record.